Wasmannia auropunctata (little fire ant) is the source of this 602-nucleotide messenger RNA. RefSeq names its product autophagy protein 12-like. The record is from RefSeq and is a predicted model, not a curated record. Gene Ontology annotation, cellular component: Atg12-Atg5-Atg16 complex; phagophore assembly site membrane; cytoplasm. The transcript is spliced from 4 exons. The coding region runs from base 102 to 524 and encodes 140 amino acids. Lineage: Eukaryota; Metazoa; Arthropoda; Insecta; Hymenoptera; Formicidae. Gene Ontology annotation, biological process: autophagy of mitochondrion; nucleophagy; C-terminal protein lipidation.
UAAGAUUUUUUUGUCCAUCGCACGUUGUUGUUGAACUACAUGUACACAAUAAAAUGUAAAAUACAAUGUAAAAUCAGGAAUUACACAAGACUCAUUGUGCCAUGGCAGCCAAGGAAGAGGUAAAUAGUACAACUAUUGAUGCAAAGACUGAAGAGACGCCGGAAAACUCGACGACGGAGGACGCGCCGACCAGCCUAGAGACCAUCCCCGAGGGAAACGCAGUGCGAAAUGAACUUCAGACAGCGCCGAAGGAUAAGUCAAAGAUUGAUAUACUGCUGAAAGCCACCGCCAACGCUCCGAUCAUGAAGCAGAAGAAGUGGUCGGUCAGUCAAGACAAUCCCAUCGGGCGGAUCUCCGAAUUCAUAAAGAAGUACCUGAAGCUGGAUCCAAACGAGAGAUUGUUUCUCUAUGUCAAUCAGACGUUUGCACCCGCUCCCGAUCAGACGGUCAAGAACUUGUACGACUGCUACGGCGCCGAAGGAAAGCUGGUCAUACAUUACUGUAAAAGUCAAGCAUGGGGCUGAGGUUCGUUGAAGUUAGCUUGCCGACGUUAAUUUUUUCCGACAAAAAAUAAUAUAUAAAUAUUACAGAUUGACAGGAAA